This is a messenger RNA of Cryphonectria parasitica EP155, 1068 nucleotides long. RefSeq lists its product as uncharacterized. The transcript has a single exon. The record is from RefSeq and is a predicted model, not a curated record. Lineage: Eukaryota; Fungi; Ascomycota; Sordariomycetes; Diaporthales; Cryphonectriaceae. The coding region runs from base 1 to 1068 and encodes 355 amino acids.
AUGGUGGCUUCCAAAAGCCGCUACUAUUACUACUACGUCGACCCAGCAUGCGACGCCAAGUGCUACAAGGCCACAGGCCAACCCUUGGCCUUUUACGUUCACCGGGCGCAAGAGCAGGCUGCACGCGCUCUGGCACGCCUAAGGGACCGCCACGACACCGACUUUGCGCGCGUCUUCAAUGUCAUCAUGAAGACCCCCAGGGGCGACAGGGAGAGGCUGCCACGAUCCGGCUCAUGGCAGUGUCUCCGCCUGGGUUUCCGGCACCAGCCCAAGAGACACUGGCGAACGACCAUGCAGCACGUCGCCCGCGACCUGUCCACCUUUGCGCACAGGUUUCGCCCGUCCAGCGAUCGAAAGGCGGCACACGUGCGCUUUUUCAGCGACAAUGGGGAGCGCUGGGUACAGGACGGCCCGCACCUGUACGACCCUGUCAAUCAUAUCAUACACAAUGAUCGGACGGCGCCGCUGUCUCUUGACCAGGCUUCUGGGGCCUGUAUGCACCCCGAAGGCGAGGCCCGCGCGGACGAGAAUCCCGACCGGUUCAUUAUCGACUUUGGCGAGAGGUGUUGGAGGGAGAUUCGGGACGAGAAAAUGUACAUCCAGUCGCGUGGUGAUCUCAGCAAGGUUCACAUCAACGACCUCCUCGUCACCUCCCUCAGCCGCCUCAUCUUCCACGAGAUGAUGCAUGGGCCGCCCUUCCACCUCGACGAUAUCCCACACGCCGGCGAGACAGCCAUGUGGGGGGUCGUGAUGGCAAGCAGAAAGGGUGAUGCGCACAGAAAUGCUGAGUCGAUGGCCGCUUUGGGAUUCUGGGCCUCGUUGGCAGACACUAUACCUGCUGGCUGGGAGACUGGAGGAUACACGCUGGACCGGAGCUGGGACCAGAUACCGGGGAGCUCCGACGAUGUGAAGCACCAAGCUUCUGGGGAGCACCUUCUGAUCGUGGAGGAGAGGAAAGAAAGUGUUUAUGCACUCCCAGAGGCCAUGUCAAAGUGGAGCAUAUCCCAGGACAAUCCCGCUGCGAGGGGCGUUCUGGUGCCGUAUGCAGACCUCACGGGUCAACCGUGA